Myotis davidii is the source of this 1293-nucleotide messenger RNA. It is a transcript of the gene IFT25, whose product is annotated as heat shock protein family B (small) member 11. The transcript has 7 exons. Gene Ontology annotation, biological process: single strand break repair; intraciliary transport. NCBI's taxonomy places the organism in Eukaryota, Metazoa, Chordata, Mammalia, Chiroptera, Vespertilionidae. The record is from RefSeq and is a predicted model, not a curated record. The coding region runs from base 118 to 501 and encodes 127 amino acids. Gene Ontology annotation, molecular function: damaged DNA binding. Gene Ontology annotation, cellular component: centrosome; intraciliary transport particle B; cilium.
AAUCAAUGGGAAAAACAUAUUCACUCCUCAAAUACAGCUUUCCCAGCCACUUUGCAUCUAUUUAUUAGUUUUUGCCCUAUCAUCACCAGAUCAAGGAGGAGGGUUAAACAGUUUAAGAUGAGAAAAGUUGAUCUCUGUUUGAGCUCUGAAGGGACUGAAGUGAUUUUAGCUACAUCGAGUGAUGAAAAACACCCCCCUGAAAAUAUAAUUGAUGGGAACCCAGAAACAUUUUGGACCACUACAGGAAUGUUUCCCCAAGAGUUCAUUAUUUGUUUUCACAAACGUGUAAGAAUUGAAAGGCUUGUAAUCCAAAGUUGCUUUGUACGGACCUUGCAAAUUGAAAAGAGCACAUCUAAAGAGCCAGACAGUUUUGAGCAGUGGAUUGAAAGAGAUCUAGUACACACAGAGGGGCAGCUUCAAAAUGAAGAAAUUAUGGUAACGCUUUCCCAGGUGCAGGCAGCUCAGAGGGAUUUCUCUCCUCUGUAUUCCCUGAGCAUUUAGUCUUUACCUCAGCUCUAACCCAUCAUAUUCCACCUUGAAUUAUGGUAAUCACAGUGUACAUCUGGUAUCCCAUGAGGUUAAGGUUCUGGAAGACAAUAGCUGGACCUUGUCCACCUUUGCAUCACUCAGCACCCAGAAAAGAAGAAUCGAUGCUCAAUUGAUGUCUGAUGCAUUGAAUUGAAGAGAAUUGAAUUGGAACACUUGGGGUUUAUUUUAUAAUUCUGUAAAUUCCUCAGCUCCAGCUACUAUUAUUUGUUGAAAACUGGGAGGUUUCUGUGCACUUAUAGCCAUGAACUGGAAGACCAUCUGAGAAGUGAACUUAAGACUUAGGAAGGACAGUGCUCAGAGGUGCUUUGGUUCCACCAUUUUCACAGCUACUCACCUUUCAGUUUGCCUUCACAAACUCCUGCCAGUAUUGAACAGUUGCUUUGGCAAGUUGAAGAAUUGUUAUUGUGUCCCUACUGUUCUAUCUUCUUUCCACUCCUCACCCCUUAAAAGGGAGCCCGAGGAGGCAGUUAUGGAACAACAAUGAUGAUAAUAAUAAUAAUAAUUAAUAAUAAUAAUGGCCAAUGCUUCCAUGGAAUUGUAUUCAAACCAGGCACAGUUCUGAGUGCUUAACUCAUGAAUCCUCUCUAUGGGGUAGGCACUAUUGAUAUCCCAUUAUAGCUCAAGAUACCAAGUCACACAGCUAGCAGGGAGUAGAGCCAGGACUCUGACCCUGACGUUAGAGAUGGGGUUCGAAUCUCAGCUUGUUACUUACUAAUUUGAGACUCUCCACAAGUUACUUAAUGC